Messenger RNA from Echinococcus granulosus, 1665 nucleotides. RefSeq lists its product as hypothetical. The record is from RefSeq and is a predicted model, not a curated record. NCBI's taxonomy places the organism in Eukaryota, Metazoa, Platyhelminthes, Cestoda, Cyclophyllidea, Taeniidae. The coding region runs from base 1 to 1665 and encodes 554 amino acids. The transcript is spliced from 3 exons.
AUGGGAGUUUCAUCAUUGAUCCCUGCCCCAGCGAUUUCCGACGAUCAUCCAGCCCCAGGAUUUGUGUCCUUGAACGCUACUAGACUUGAAAGUGCAUUUAAACAAAACAAGCAUUGCAGCAUCAUCUCUGACUCCUUGAUAAAUGGUCAGGAGGCGACAUUUUCUACUACCAAAAAUCCGGAAGGCCAAGCGGUUGGUCCAGACACUUCCACAUAUCCGCAUCUACUGUCACAAUCGACAAUAGUGCACCCAAUUUCCAGGGCGCCGCAACAACUCCCACGUGAUCGAGCCAACUCAGUCGACAACCAUGUGCUUCGAUCGCUUUACUCUGUGGGCGGGGAGAGCAGUUCUCGAGGAAUUUCCUCUGCGUCGUCCACAUCACCAAUCCAUCCAAUGGUGCCGCCACACACUCCCCAACAUUCCCCAAUGGACAAUACGUCUCAGGCCACCACCUCCUCAGCCUCGUCUCGAAGUAAUGGCCUACUCUAUAGCCUCCUCGUGUCUGCGGAUUCACGACCUCCGUCUUGCCGCCUGAAACAGCCUCUUGCACCAUCUUCGUCCAGCACGUCUUCCACUUCGGAGCCAAAAAAACAUAAGCUGGAGGACCCAACACAAUGGUGCGUUGCUGGAGAAGAAUUUAAAGCCUCCUUCAAAAGGUCUAAUGAAUUGCCUAUCAUUUCACUUGACUUCAAUUCCAUAUUUGAUCGAGGCGUUGAACCAAACGUGGCAAACAGUGUACCGAGAACACCCACUCUUCCCGACGGCAACACUUCCGUCCACUCUAUUUCCUCAUCACCCAUUGCUUCAACCCAUUCUAGUUCACCAGGUCUCUCUUCACCAUCCAGUGACUCAGGGCUCGAUGAACCGUUGGACCUGACCCCGAGCAGGCCACCCAACGAACCGAUGCAAUUGGCCAAGAAGACUGCUAGUCCGGUGCAAAGAAAUGUCUCCGAGUUUCUCCGCUUAGCGGCAGAAUUUGUACACUCCAGCAACCCUCUGUCUAUGCACUGGUGGGAUGUGUACAAGGCGACAUGGCAUCGUCUGCUCAUACUUGCUAUUGCUGAGUACCGUGUGGAUGUGGUGGUGGUGAAAUCACCUCACGCCUUCGAACGUCUGGCAACGGGAGAGCCUGUGUUACCGUGGCUGAACCUUCCCUCCGAUCCCAGCACGCUUGUGCCCACCCGAGAGUUUUCUGAUCGGGUUAUUAAUUGCAUCAAUGAGGUGCGAAAUCAAAAUCUCGCUCCCAAAGAGUACAAAAUCCUGCGGAAUGCUGUUCUUUUCACCGCGACUCAGCCAUCAAAAUUGGCAGAAGUGGGAGCAAAGACGCUUCAGAAGGCGCUAGAAGCCAAAAUGGGUUGCCCCAUGGACAAUGGAACGGCUGGAUUAGCACUAUAUUCCGUGACAUGCGCUCUCAUUGCUAUGGAGACCCUUCCCAUGGCCCCGAUUGCGGGCCUCUUCUGUGGCCAUUUGAGGGGAGAAGCAAGCAAAGACAUCCUCUCGGAGAAACUUCGCGCAUCCAUACAAAACUACUCCAGUCCUGGAGAAAGCAUCCUCGUAAGGUUGGUGUGUGAAACUCCUCAGCCGGUGUCGAGGGAGAACCAAGCAGCUCCAUCCGCACCACGAAUUCUCACCUCAGGAUUCACGUCAAUCCCUCCAUCCACUUAA